AUGGCAGCACCCACCACAACGCCCGCCCCAAAACUCACUCCCGCCUUCUGCUUCAACCAGACCGCUCUACAGGACUUCCUCCGUAUAUCCCGCAGCGCCGUCGACGACACAAUCUCCCAAAACCUCAACGCCCUACUCUCCCCCAGCAAGGACGCCUGGGACCCACACAACACAUCCCGCUCUCCCUCACGCCCAGUCGGCAAACGCGCAAUUUCCACAGAAGCGUGCGCGACCUUCAAGAAGAACGUCCUGUUUCCUUCCUGGCAAGCCCGUAGCGAUGUACUCGCUUACUGCGCGGGUGUAGCCACAUCACCAGACCCGAACGAUCCAGAUCACAUGUUGCGUCAGGUGGAAGACAUGAGAGCGAGGGAAAGAGUGGUGAACGAGAGGUUGGAUCCGUAUAGUGGGAGAUACUUUCCUAGGGAAGUGAGGACGGAGGCAUUGGCUGCGUUGGUGAGGAGUGAGUUGAUGGUCGAAAGUAUUGUACGUUCCAGGACAUGGGGCUUGGUCAGGGAAAGAUGCUAUGACGAUGAAUAUGAAGGUGAAAAGGCAUUGGACAAGUGGCGGCGAGAGAAGAGUGCGAGUGCAAGUGCCACUCCUACAUUGUUACAAGAUGAUUUGGUCGAGACAUAG
Molecule: messenger RNA, 633 nt
Organism: Aureobasidium namibiae CBS 147.97
Lineage: Eukaryota; Fungi; Ascomycota; Dothideomycetes; Dothideales; Saccotheciaceae
Exons: 2
Coding region: 1-633 (210 amino acids)
Cellular component (GO): mitochondrial intermembrane space; mitochondrion
Source: RefSeq, a predicted model, not a curated record